AUGGCUCUCGUAGAUUACGGUGCUUCAGAUAUGUCAGAUUCUGACUCUGAAGGUAAAUUAAUAGAUGAAAACAGUUCGACGAAAUCUCAGAGUACUUCUAGUAAACAGAUGGAUUUUCAUGAUAAAGUCGAGGAUGAGUAUAAAAUGCGCAUGCCUAAGAACGCGAAACCUCUUUUAGAACCCUUGAACAUUCAGCGAAAGUCUGGAAUAAAUGGGAAGGUCAUUUUAUCGAUUCCUACUGUGGAAGAAUUCGAUUCUUCUGACGAUAGUGAUUCUGACGACCUGGAAAAUGUUAAGAGACCUCCUCGCAAAGCAGUUGGGUCUACAUCACACAAGAGCCUUUUGGAUCUGCUUCCUCCAACUCGUGCUCUAAUCGUCAGGGAAGGUGACAAACCGAUUAUUCCAUCUCUCCUUGUUCCAAAACAGGCGAUUCAAAGUAUCCCAACUAAGCCUGCUCCUGCAAAGUCACCGCGGACACCGGAAUUAUCUGUCGAGGUUGGUGAUAUGGACUACGAUACGGCCUCUCCAGAAGGCUUCUUCACCUUCAACGGAACUCAGGAAGAUUCAGUGUUGCCCUCGAAUGCGGAUGAAGCUCGGCGUAGGGCAAGAGAGAGCAUUCUUGCUGCUGAAGCGGCGGCAGUGGGUAAUACUACACCGCAAGAAACGGUUCCCUUGCCACAAGAACUUCCGCCAUUGGAAGAGAAGCCCUUCAAGGACUGGCAGCUACCGAAAAGACCGCGUGUGGAACGUGAAGAGGGCGCGAGUAGUGAGGAGGGGGAGGAGGAAGAAAUGGGACCCAUGUUUACGGCGGAGACGUUUAUUCCCGGUCCCGAGCGUAAACGAGCGCGUCUAAGUCGUAGCGGCGCCACUGCUAUGUCCGUGGCCGAUUUGCUCGCCGCCUCAGGUAGGGCAAAGGUGCGGGAGGUUCGCGCAGAGGAUCUGACUGCUGGUGCCAGUCUGGAGCUGCUCAAAAAUAUUACCACCGCUCGUCCCAAGAUGGAGCCGCAACAGCAUCUGGUGAACAAUCCGGGCAAAUUGGCCUUCCGCAAGCACCAAAUCACAUGGCUCGCGUACAAGGCGCAAGAACAGGAGUACGAGUUGCAGGAGCAGUGGGCAGAAGCACGACGAAAUCAGGCACAAAGUCGACAGAAGUACGGAUUUUAA
Messenger RNA from Echinococcus granulosus, 1164 nucleotides. RefSeq names its product Proline-rich protein PRCC. NCBI's taxonomy places the organism in Eukaryota, Metazoa, Platyhelminthes, Cestoda, Cyclophyllidea, Taeniidae. The coding region runs from base 1 to 1164 and encodes 387 amino acids. The transcript is spliced from 6 exons. Gene Ontology annotation, cellular component: nucleus. The record is from RefSeq and is a predicted model, not a curated record.